AUGUCUCUCCCAAUUCUGACCUCUGCGCCAGGUAAAGUUAUCAUUUUCGGAGAACAUUCAGCAGUGUUCAAUGAGCCUGCAAUUGCAGCUAGUGUAAGCUCAUUGAGAACAUAUUUAUUGGUGACGGAGGCCGAAACUAGUGAUAUUGUUGAACUAGAUUUUCCGGACAUCGGCCUCGACCAUAAGUGGUCCGCCGCAGAGCUGUCUCAUGUCUCCAUGCCGUCCAAAGUGGUUGCCAUUGAACACUUCAAAAAUCUAAAUCCAGAGCUGAACGCUGCACUUGAACCUCUUUUGAAGUCUCUACACGGAUCCUUGCAGUAUCACGCGGCUUAUUGUUUCUUGUACUUGUAUUUCAGCCUAUGUGGUACUCGCAGAGGUGUCAAAUUCACUGUGAAGUCCAGCUCGCCGAUUGGUGCCGGUCUAGGGUCCAGUGCGUCCAUUUCAGUCUGCUUGGCGCUUGCAAUCGGCAAGUUGGGAGGCCAUUUGAAUUCAAAACCUGAGAAACUGACCAAAUUGGAACUCGACUUUGUCAACAAAUGGUCGUUCAUAGGCGAAAAAUGCAUACACGGUACUCCCUCUGGUAUUGAUAAUGCCGUGGCUACUUACGGCAACGCAGUUUUGUUUCAAAGGCAGGCUAAUGCAGAGACAAAAUCUGAGCAGAUUUUGGACUUUCCUCAAAUUCCCAUGAUUUUGACCAAUACCAAGAUUCCGCGUUCCACUAAAGUACUAGUAGCUGGUGUCAAGGACUUGAUUACUCGACAGCCAGAAAUAGUCAGCCCAAUCUUGAAAUCUAUGGGUCAAUUGGCUUCGCGUGGUGCCAAAAUCCUAGCUGACCUAGACGACUCAAACUACGCUGAUCUGUGCGAGCUAAUACGGAUUAAUCACGGGUUGUUAGUUUCGCUUGGUGUGUCGCAUCCGGGGCUGGAAAUUAUCAAAGCUCUUGGUGACUCUAUGUCUAUAGGAACCACGAAGCUUACGGGCGCUGGCGGUGGAGGCUGUGCCCUCACAAUCUUGAAUCGCGACGCUUCUCCUGAAGACGUUGAGAAAUUCAAAAGCAUCUUAGAAAAUGAGCACAAGUAUAAAACAUAUAUGACGGGAUUGGGAGGACCUGGUUGUGCGUUCAUGUCAUCCGAAGAAAUUAAAGAAAACCUCCCCGUCAUCGAAUCUCUUUUCAGAAAGCAGUCAAGUGUCUCAGACCUCAACAAUACCCUGCUACCUGGAAAAACCAACUUGAAGUGGGUUCACUGA
Lachancea meyersii CBS 8951 is the source of this 1248-nucleotide messenger RNA. The record is from the annotation of a GenBank genome assembly. NCBI's taxonomy places the organism in Eukaryota, Fungi, Ascomycota, Saccharomycetes, Saccharomycetales, Saccharomycetaceae.